AUGUCUGUGUGGCAGGAUUGGGUCAUCGGACUGGCCUCCCUCUUUCCUACUACCCGCCAGAACAGUUUCGCUACUGCAACAGUGAUGGAGAUUUUGCGUGUUCUCCUCUACCAUGCCCUGCGCUACGAGUACGGUGGUUGGCGUGUGUGGAUAGACACACUGGCCAUCCUGCAUUCCCGAAUUGCCUUCGAGGAGUACCGCCGAUCCCCACAACAGGUGAGUUAG
Dibothriocephalus latus is the source of this 225-nucleotide messenger RNA. The record is from the annotation of a GenBank genome assembly. NCBI's taxonomy places the organism in Eukaryota, Metazoa, Platyhelminthes, Cestoda, Diphyllobothriidea, Diphyllobothriidae.